AUGAGUGGAGCUGCUGUGUCGGUGUGCCUACUGUUUCUCCUGUCUGUGUGCUCAGCGUGUUAUAUCUCUAACUGUCCCAUCGGUGGGAAGAGGUCCAUCAUGGAUGCACCACUGCGCAAGUGCAUGUCGUGUGGCCCCGGAGACAGGGGCCGCUGCUUUGGCCCCAGUAUCUGCUGCGGGGAGGGCCUCGGCUGCCUGCUGGGCUCCCCGGAGACAGCUCACUGCGUGGAGGAGAACUACCUGCUCACCCCCUGCCAGGCGGGAGGGAGACCCUGUGGAUCUGAGGGUGGACGCUGCGCUGCUUCAGGACUCUGCUGCGAUGCAGAGGGCUGCACCACAGACCAGUCCUGCCUCCUCGAGGAGGAUGGAGACGACCAAACCAGCCAAUUUGAAGGCGGCGACCCCGGUGACAUCAUCCUCAGGCUCCUGCAUCUGGCCGGUCACACUUCCUCUCAUCGAGUUCACCAAUAG
This is a messenger RNA of Chelmon rostratus (copperband butterflyfish), 471 nucleotides long. RefSeq names its product isotocin-neurophysin IT 1-like. The transcript is spliced from 3 exons. Gene Ontology annotation, molecular function: neurohypophyseal hormone activity. The coding region runs from base 1 to 471 and encodes 156 amino acids. Gene Ontology annotation, cellular component: secretory granule; extracellular region. The record is from RefSeq and is a predicted model, not a curated record. NCBI's taxonomy places the organism in Eukaryota, Metazoa, Chordata, Actinopteri, Chaetodontiformes, Chaetodontidae.